This is a messenger RNA of Arachis ipaensis, 726 nucleotides long. Its product is annotated as protein FAR1-RELATED SEQUENCE 5-like. Gene Ontology annotation, biological process: regulation of DNA-templated transcription. The record is from RefSeq and is a predicted model, not a curated record. NCBI's taxonomy places the organism in Eukaryota, Viridiplantae, Streptophyta, Magnoliopsida, Fabales, Fabaceae.
AUGCGAGAUGCAAUCAAGAAUGUUCUUCCUGAUGUGACCCAUCGGUUAUGCGGGUGGCAUCUUCAGCGAAAUGCAUGUGAAAAUAUAAAGAAUCCUAAUUUCCUACGGGAUUUUAAGGAUCUUAUAUACUACUACAACGACUGCAGAGAUUUUGAUCGAAGAUGGGUAGCCAUUUUGGAUAAGCACAACCUUGUUAGGAAUACGUGGAUGGAAAAGACUUACAAAACUCGUGCGAUGUGGUCCUAUUGUUUCUUACGGGAUAAGUUUUUCAGGUACAUAAGGACGACGUCACAAUGUGAAUGUAUAAACUCUCUCAUCAGAUUUUACGUUAAUCGCACGAAUACUCUCAUCAACUUUAUGCAUAACCUAGAUAAAGCCUUAAAGGAGUAUAGAAACAAUGAAUUAAUAGCUGACUUUAAGUCUCAGUACUCUGAGCCAGUGAUGAUUACUUUAUUGGAGGUAUAUGAAAGAUCUGCAUCAUGUUAUUUCACUCGCAACAUUUUUAAGGAAAUUCGUAAUGAGAUCCAGAGGGUAGGGGCUUUGAAUAUCAAGGUAUUAAGCAUGGUCUUGGACAAGGUUGAGUUCAGUGUAACUGCUCUCGGAGACCUGGCCAAAGAAUCAAAGAUCGACGGGUGGAAGUCAAUAGAAGUAAAAAUCUGUUCUUGUGCUCGUGCAAGCUGUUUGAAUCACGCGGCAUUCCCUGUAGUCACAUUUUCUAUGCCAUGA